AAAUUUAACACUAAUUUUGCACUCUAUUUAAGACGCGAACAGUGUAUUAUGUCAAGAGUUUUCGUGUCCCAUAUCUUAGCGCUGCAGAUAAAUGUGAUUGUGUUUUACUUUCAUUUGGGACUAAACAUCGCUUGAUCAUGCGCGUGCUGCGCGUUCUUGUUCCUUUCUUAGGGGUUUGUUUUGGCGUUACAUUAAAAGACAAUAAGUAUGAAGGGAUAUACGUGGCCAUUCAAAAUAGUGUGGUCGAAGAUCAAAGCUUAAUCGGAAGAAUAAAGGAACUCUUCACUGAUGCAUCGCGACUGCUGUUCAGAGCUACGGGAGAGCGUGUGUAUUUUGGUGAGAUCGACAUCGUCGUUCCAAGAUCCUGGUCCCCACAGGGAGACGCCCAGCCAAUUCAACAAUCCGAGCGUGAAUACUUCAAGAUAGAAGACGGAAAACUAAUUACCCCGAGGACAUUUGGCAAUGAUCUAUGUGGGCAAGGAGGAACGUACACUUAUCUCCCCUUGUCAUUCGUCAAGAACACAUCCAGGACUGAUUUUGGAAAACACGAGAACGUUCUCGUUCACGAAUGGGCACAGCUACGGUGGGGUGUGUUUUCGGAAUACGGUACCGAUGAGGAAGCCAAAGGUUAUUUCUACCAAGCUCAAGGGAAAUGGAAACCCACAAGCUGCAAUGGGAACGUCAAAGGCCGUGUGGGGUUCGGUACAGACUGUAAACCUAGCCCAUGGUGUGAUACAGAUGACAUAACACAUCGUAUCCAUCCCAAAUGUCGAUUCUGUCCUGAUCUGACACAACCGGGAGCAGGGGCGUCCAUCAUGGACAACCAAUAUGUGGACCAACUUGAACUGUUUUGUGACGACACUAUCGGCACACCUGCAGCGCAAAGACACAACAAAUUUGCAACGAACAAACAGAACCUGUAUUGUAAUUACAAGAGCGUUUGGGCUGUCAUGAGGGAACAUUCUGAUUUUAUGGGAGAUCACAGUCGACCUCUCCCCGCAAACACCGACACCACACCAGUAUUCAACAUUUUACAGGAGGCAAAGAGCAAAAUUGUGUUUGUCCUUGAUAAAUCUGGCAGUAUGGAUUGGGACACACCAAAGAGGAUAGUACGCUUGCAUGACACUUGCAAAUACAUAAUCGAGAAUGAAGAGGAGAUUUGUGCCGAUAGCUACCUCGGAAUCGUUUGGUUUAGUUACUUCGCAUCUGUUCAGAAAGCAAUUACUAAGGUCGACAGUAAAGCCACGAGGGAUGCACUAGUUAACGCUCUCCCAACGAAUCCCUACGGCGGUACAUGUAUCGGAUGUGGACUCAAACUUGCUAUAGAUGAAAUCAAACGUACCUUCCCAUCAACAAAACAUUCUGAGAUUAUUCUUAUGUCUGAUGGCGAAGAGACGGAUAGCAACUUAACAAUAACAGAGCAAGCAAACAGAGCGAAAGAUCUUGGUAUACUGAUUCACACAGUAGCUAUCUCAAACCAGUCUUCUGUACGACUCGCCGACGUUGCGAAAACUACCGGCGGGAAAAGUCUUUUUCUGGAGAUUGGGGGAAAUAUUACGUUUGUUUCUGUCUUAUCCAAAGCAUUGGCAAAGAGUAUAACUGGGGGCGGAUGUAAAUCGGAGGAGAUGAGAUCAGGAACGAUUAAGGACAACAGCGUGUUGAAAUUCAAUUUCACAAUAGAUCAUGGAAUGGGAUUAAACACAACUGUUGCAAUAUUUCCCAGCCACCCAAACCUAAAAUAUUACUUUGAAAUAAAAGGUGCGGGGGGCUUCCACGAGACAAGUUCAGAUAUAAGUGAGACACCGCUCAUGGCACGGUUAGCUGGAAAGUUAACAAACGGUACAUACUCUGUUGUUGUUAAAACAAAGCCGAAUACAACUAUAAACUGGGAGUACGAUGUGAAAUCUAAAUCAAAGGAUAGCCAACAAGUUACCGUAACGACCCGUUUCCACGACGACGUUGUUUAUACUGACGUGUUGAAGGGAAACGCUCCUGUUUUAAAUGCCAACGUCAGCGCCAAGUCUGGAAACUGUUUUGUAAUUUUAUGGGACAACGGGAAAGGUAAAGACAUUACAGCUGGUGAUGGAACUUACACAGGAAAAUUUAGAUGUUCCAAAGCAGGCCGAAGUGAAACCCGAGUCAUUGUAAAGGCAAAUUCAAUUAUUAUUGUAACUGGCAUGGUCGGCGCGGCAACUCUUAACCCAGAGGCUUUUGAAGAAAUUGUUAUCGAGGAAAGUUUUGAAAGGUUUUCUCUUGUUGAGGAUGCCGAAUUAUCUCCAACAACGAUAAGGGAUACUUCACCCCCUGGUCGAAUUACUGAUCUCAGAAUCGAAGAUGUGGAAACGAAUGGAAACACCCGACAUUUUACAAUACGCUGGACAGCAACGGGUGACGACAGUUACACUGGUCAAGCAACAAAGUAUCAACUCCGAUACGCAACCGACUUCGACACUUUGUUAAAUAAUUUCGAAAAUGCACAAGAUCUGGAUAUUGGUCAACAUAACCUUGAACCUAGAGAUUCAGGCGAAGAUGAGACUGUCGAUAUUUCUGUAACAGCUGAAGAAGAAUUUAUCGAGACAGCUUUUUUGGUCAUCAGAGCAGUAGAUGAGGUUGGAAAUGAGGGAGCUAUGUCUAAUAUUGUGUCAAUAGUUAUAGCAUAUGGAUUUAAGAUGUCCUUUAACGGACGAACAAAUCAUACAUACAGUCCACCCCAUACUGUGGAGAAGAAAACCAACGUGGGGGUAAUUAUUGGUGCUGUGAUUGGAACAACAGUGCCGGUUAUCAUCGUUAUUGCAGUAAUCGUCGUUAUCAUUUUACGACGGCGUAAACUGAAGGAGAAAUCACAAUCCCCGGAUGAUCCACCGAGAGAAGACCCUGGUGUAAAAAUCUACUUCUAUGAUGUUACAUUAAAAGCAAUAUAUGGUGUUGAUAAGUUUUUGUGA
Mya arenaria is the source of this 2942-nucleotide messenger RNA. Its product is annotated as calcium-activated chloride channel regulator 1-like. The record is from RefSeq and is a predicted model, not a curated record. Bases 138 to 2942 code for a protein of 934 amino acids. Lineage: Eukaryota; Metazoa; Mollusca; Bivalvia; Myida; Myidae. The transcript is spliced from 18 exons.